AUCACAUUCCUUGAGUUACUGGUCAUUGCCUCUCUUCCUACUCUUUUCUUUCUUUCAGACAGAAGGAGCGAGCAACAGAGUGAUGGCUCAGGUUGAGUUUUUAGGUCUCUCUUUAUUGUUUAUCUUCUUCUCUGGCCUGUAAUGCAACAAGAUCUGAACCUGAUCUUCUUCUUAGAAGAAGAUGGCGAAACAUUAUCUUCACUCAAAUGCACUGCAAGACCCACAAUAUCAACCAACCUCGACAUUUCUUAACGAUGUUCUCUACUGCUCGGAGGAGAAUUGGGAGGAAGAAAUUUCAGAGGACUAUUUUCAAGAGGAAGAAAAUGAUAGGGAUAGCUAUUGCUGUAGUAACAAUAAGAAACAAGACUGUUCUGUGGUCCUUUUAGAACAAGACUUGUACUGGGAAGACGAGGAGCUUUCCUCUUUGUUUUCCAAGCAAGAGCAAAACCAACUAUACAGUAAACUAGAAAACAACCCAUCUCUAGCUGAGACUCGCCGUGAGGCCGUCAACUGGAUGCUCAACGUCAAUGCACAAUACUCUUUCACUGCUCUAACUGCAGUGUUGGCCGUUAACUAUCUAGAUAGGUUCCUGUGUAGCUUCCACUUUCAGUCAGAGAAGCCAUGGAUGACCCAACUCGCUGCCGUGGCUUGUCUUUCCCUUGCCGCCAAGGUGGAAGAGACCAAGGUGCCUCUUUUAUUGGACCUUCAGGUGGAGGACAGUAGGUAUGUGUUUGAGGCCAAAACCAUACAGAGAAUGGAGAUUUUGGUGCUCUCUACUCUUCAAUGGAGAAUGAAUCCUAUAACUCCAUUAUCAUUUCUUGAUUUCAUGACAAGAAGACUUGGAUUAAAGGACUAUCUUCGUUCUGAAUUUGUCCGGAGAUGUGAACGCAUAGUUCUGUCUAUCAUCACAGAUUCUAGUUGUAUGCCUUAUCUCCCUUCUGUAAUUGCUACUGCUACAAUGCUGCACGUAAUUAAUGGUGUAGAGCCCUGUCUUGGAGCUGAAUACGAAAGCCAGUUACUGGGUAUUCUUGGAAUAGACAAGGACAAGGUGGAUGAUUGCAGUCAGCUCAUAAUGGAAAUUGCAUCAAGAGACCCUGGCAGCCAAUCAAACAAACGCAAGUUUAGUUCCAUUCCAGGCAGCCCAAACGGCGUAAUGGAUGUGUCGUUUAGCUCAGAUAGUUCAAACGAUUCAUGGGCAGUGGCACCAUCAGUGUCUUCUUCACCAGAGCCUCUGUCCAAGAAGAGCAGGGCACUGCAGAGUUUAAACCAUGCAACUGCAGAUUCGCUGAGCAUUCCUCGCUAAUUCUAAUCAUAAUUUCUCUCUUUUUCCUCCCUUUUAUGGACUAGCUUUGUACGGUUAAUAAUUUUAUGUUCCUUCUCAUCAUGUGGCAAGUUAAAUUGCCUUCCAUCUCUGCUUCACUCCACUCCCAUAUUCAAAUUCGCAGAACCUGAACCACUCUUUUGAGUAAUGGGAACUGGACGCAGAGAUAGUUGGCAGUUUAUCCGGAAGUAAAGACCAUAAAAAUUUCAAAAAAAACAAAGCGAAGGAGAGUCCUCUUGCAGUUA
Molecule: messenger RNA, 1566 nt
Organism: Manihot esculenta (cassava)
Lineage: Eukaryota; Viridiplantae; Streptophyta; Magnoliopsida; Malpighiales; Euphorbiaceae
Product: cyclin-D3-1
Exons: 4
Coding region: 182-1303 (373 amino acids)
Biological process (GO): mitotic cell cycle phase transition; regulation of cyclin-dependent protein serine/threonine kinase activity
Cellular component (GO): cyclin-dependent protein kinase holoenzyme complex; nucleus; cytoplasm
Molecular function (GO): cyclin-dependent protein serine/threonine kinase regulator activity
Source: RefSeq, a predicted model, not a curated record